AUGUCAGAUGAGCGGCGUUUGGGCUGGCCAGUUGCUUUCCUGCUUGUCGCUGUAGCUGCAGCUGUCGAUGACUGUGUGGUGAACAAGUCAAGUUUGGCCAUCCCGGCUGGCGCCUGGGCAGUCCAAGUGCGGGAAGACCUGGCAUUUGUCACAGGUUACCUGUCAAAUUCGCUUGUGAUUGUUAAUGUCUCUGAUCCUUCGAAUUUAGUGGUGACCGGGUCUGUCCAAAGUGACGAGAACCUUCCGGGUCCGACUGGCCUGGCACUCAGCGGCGACCUUGCUUUCGUGGCGCUCGAGCUCGCCACCUUGGCCAUCGUGAAUAUUUCAGAUCCAAAGGAUCCUGAAGUCGUGGGUACACUGGACGAAUCCGCGGAGUACCCUUACUCGUACAGCGUGGCCGCUGAUGGUGAGCUUGCCUAUACUCUUUCCUACGAUGCAGCCACGUUGCUGGUGAUAGAUGUUUCCACGCCGAGAGAGCCGUGCGUCAUUGGCAAAGUAUCCGGCAACAGUCUGAAGGGUGCUGGGGACUUGGUGGUCAUUGACGAUAUUGCAUGGGUUGUGAGUGCCGACUUGCCUGGUCUUACGGCAGUGAACGUAAGUUUGCCGACAGAGCCGUUCAUCAUCAGCACUGUCCAAGAUAUGACUUAUUUAGAUGGGGCGUAUGGCAUCUCCGUUCAAGGCAACUUUGCCUACGUCGCUGGCUACUACUCCCAUUCCUUCGCUAUUCUCAACAUAUCUGAGCCCGGGGCACCUGUGUUUCUAGGUGCCGUUGUCGACAAGCAGCAUCUGUAUGGCGCCUACUCAGUUACAGUUGACGGGGAUCGGGCAUAUGUUCCUUGCUUAGAUGGCAAGUCCAUCGCAAUCAUCAACAUUUCAGAUCCCAACCGACCGGAACUGGAAUGCGUGAUACCUGAAGUGAUGGGUGGUCGGUAUGUGGCCAAGGCCAGAGGGCAUGCUCUUCUCCCGAGCUAUGACUCUAAUUCGCUGCUGGCUUUUGCACAUUUUGAACACUCCGGAAUGGAGUGGACUUCCGACAUUCUCCCGUAA
This is a messenger RNA of Symbiodinium natans, 1047 nucleotides long. The record is from the annotation of a GenBank genome assembly. Lineage: Eukaryota; Dinophyceae; Suessiales; Symbiodiniaceae.